AUGACCGACGAGCGCGCAAACUGGACCGACGAGAAGGAUGCUUCCUGGAUGACCGAGAUGAUCUACCAAGUGGUAGUCCUUGGCAAACGUGCAAACAGUGGGUUCAAGAAGGAGGCGUGGCAGGCAGCAUUGAGUAAACUCAACAUCGAACACCGCGUUAACUACACGAAGGUCCAGCUCAAGGCCAGGAAUGCAGAAAUGAAGAAGCAGUAUGCUCAAGUGUCGCAAAUGCAACACUUCCUGGAAGGGAAACCAAAACGGUGGGCGUUGUGGGAGACAAAGCGCUUUCCACAGUAUCUGCACUGCCAGCAGCUCUACGACGAUCUCCCUUGCCACGGGAGAAGUGAUGCUAAUAUCGACAACGACGUCGCGGAUAUGGAUUUCAUGGACAACAUUUCUGACAACUCUGAGGCAAGUCAAGUAGAACUCAGUUCUGGAAAGCCAGCGAAGCGACGCGUGCGGGCAAGUGGCGCUGGGUUGUCAAAACGUGUCAGACCGUCGUUGGCGUCUACCAUGACUGCUCAACUUAAACAGCUUGAGGAUUACGGGCAUCAAGAAAUGUCAGUAUUUGUGAAGGCACUCAAAGACAACGUGCUACCAACGACAUCACAUGGCAUGCACGAUGCGUCUCCAUAUACGGCAUCCGAGAUGGCUUUAGAUCGACUGCAAAGUGACUUUGGCGCCAUUCUCUCACUUGACGACAUGACAAUUGCAUUUGAGGUCAUGGAAGACUUGAAAAAGGCAACCCUAUUUCUGCGCAUGAGCGGUGAAGUUUGA
This is a messenger RNA of Aphanomyces astaci, 777 nucleotides long. RefSeq lists its product as hypothetical. Lineage: Eukaryota; Oomycota; Saprolegniomycetes; Saprolegniales; Verrucalvaceae. The transcript has 3 exons. The record is from RefSeq and is a predicted model, not a curated record. Bases 1 to 777 code for a protein of 258 amino acids.